GAAAAGGAGAAGAUACAGAAAACAGAGUAAGAGCUUGCUGUGGAGCGACCCUUAUCUUGUUGGCGUCAAAGACCGAAGCUUUGAAGAAAAAUAAGAGAGGCAAUGGCUGUUUGUGUUUCUGGGUCGCACGCAAUUUUCAUUAACCGUUCCAAUUUAAAGACUGUUGCGGUUCUGAGCAGAGAGAAGAAGAUGGGAGUACAAUACGAUCUGAAGAAAGGGCAGAGUCGUAAUUUCCAUGAGCUCCCCUCUGGUCUAAGCAUGGAGGUGAUAGUGCAAAAGGGUGCAGAAAUCAACAAAAAUGUUGAAUACCCUCCUUUGGUUUUUGUUCAUGGAAGCUAUCAUGCUGCUUGGUGUUGGGCUGAACACUGGUUGCCCUUCUUUUCAUCUUCUGGCUAUGACUGUUAUGCUGUUAGCUUGCUAGGACAGGGUGAAAGUGAUGGACCUGGCGAUUCUGUUGCCGGUACACUUCAGACACACGCAAGAGAUGUUGCAGAUUUUAUCUGUCGAAAUAUUAGAUCACCGCCUGUGUUGGUUGGACAUUCAUUUGGAGGACUAAUUAUUCAAUAUUAUAUUUCCAAUUUAGGAAGUGACAAUCUCAAAGAAGAUUUAUUCCCAAAGCUUAAAGGAGCUGGCCUCGUUUGCUCUGUACCUCCUUCUGGUAAUAGUGGGAUAGUCUGGCGAUAUAUCUUAUCCAAGCCCAUUACUGCCUUCAAGAUAACUCGCAGCUUGGCAGCAAAAGCUUUUCAGAGCUCUCUUCCCCUUUGUAAGGAGACAUUUUUUUCAGCCACUAUGGAAGAUCACGUUGUUAAAAGAUAUCAAGAGCUAAUGAAAGAAAGUUCGAGGAUGCCGUUAUUUGAUUUAAGAAAGCUGAAUGCAUCUCUUCCUGUUCCUCCUGUGUCAAACUGUCCUUUUGAAAUUCUUGUGUUGGGUGCAAAGAAUGACUUCAUUGUGGAUGUAGAGGGACUCAAAGAAACAGCAAAGUUCUAUGGUGUGUCACCUGUGUGCGUUGAAGCAGUUGCUCAUGACAUGAUGUUGGAUGUUGCGUGGGAGAGAGGUGCGGAAGUUAUUCUUUCAUGGCUAAAUGGUUUGGAGAAGUAAGAAGCGAGAGAUAGUAAAAAAAACCAUCUGCUUCAUUUUCUCAUUUUAUCCGAGAACAUGCAAAGAUGUGUCUUGCUUGAGAUAAUUAGAAAUGAUGCAAUAAUGUUGAAGGUGUUCUAAUCUUCAAGGUAGGUCAUAGAAGAAAUGUUGAUUUGAGUUGUAAUACACGAUCCAGAUAUCCAAUCUCCAUUCAUAUAAGUAUCUGUACUUCAGCAUUCUAAUGUACUUGAAUUUUUAUGAUAGAUUCUCAUUAACACUCA
Vigna radiata var. radiata (mung bean) is the source of this 1358-nucleotide messenger RNA. RefSeq lists its product as uncharacterized. Lineage: Eukaryota; Viridiplantae; Streptophyta; Magnoliopsida; Fabales; Fabaceae. The record is from RefSeq and is a predicted model, not a curated record. The transcript is spliced from 8 exons. Bases 103 to 1098 code for a protein of 331 amino acids.